Molecule: messenger RNA, 519 nt
Organism: Histoplasma capsulatum G186AR
Lineage: Eukaryota; Fungi; Ascomycota; Eurotiomycetes; Onygenales; Ajellomycetaceae
Exons: 4
Coding region: 1-519 (172 amino acids)
Source: RefSeq, a predicted model, not a curated record
AUGAAGGGAAAAAUAAGACAGAUCACGCAUGCGCAGCCGGGGAUCAGACCACGAAAAACAACCAACUAUAAUUGGGCAGGGAGGGUUCUGGGGAGAAAUACUCGAUUCGAUGGAAAAUUGACAAGGGAGCAAGCAGUUCAGCAUUCUGAGCCCUGGGUAGCGCGUCCGCAGGAGAGCAAGGCCCAGGGUCCCCAGGGCAUUGGAGGGGCAGUGGUUCCUGCUGCUGGAAACCAAGGAAAUGUAGGACGCAAGGCCGGUGAAACGGUACCUGAAGGAAAACCAGUUCUACAGAUCACGGACUGGCCAAUCGGGUACAGCGGAGACUCUCCAUUUGAGAAAUCUGUAUUCUCGAAGAUAUUUCUCCCAGACCAGACAGACGUGCAAAUGGAGUAUUGUAAUGCCGAGCAAUUGUCAUGUGACCGCCAACCGGGAUCAAGCUUUGCCAAGGAACAGCAAUCAGGUGAUAGACCCACUAUGCUUCAUCAGGAAGCUUUCGCCAGGGGUCUUGAUCUAUUUUAA